Colletotrichum orchidophilum is the source of this 537-nucleotide messenger RNA. Its product is annotated as cell wall protein. The record is from RefSeq and is a predicted model, not a curated record. Gene Ontology annotation, cellular component: extracellular region. The transcript has a single exon. The coding region runs from base 1 to 537 and encodes 178 amino acids. NCBI's taxonomy places the organism in Eukaryota, Fungi, Ascomycota, Sordariomycetes, Glomerellales, Glomerellaceae.
AUGCUCGGUCUUCAGGUUCUUCUCGUCGCCCUCCAGGCGUGGGCGAUCACCGCUGCUCCUCUUCUCGCUGCUCGUCAAGCGGAUACCAUCACCACCGCUCUCGGCAUGGUCCAGACCUCCCUCGAGAAACUCGAUACCGCCGUCAAGGGGAUCUCCGCGAGUGACCCCAACUCUGUUGCCCCGGUUCUCAACGCCGCCACAGGCUCCCAAGAGGCUCUCACCAAGGCUACGUCCAUGAUUGACGGCGCCAGCAACCUGGGUCUCUUUGGUGCCCUUGGUCUGCAGCAGACUGCCGACGGCCUCGUUGGACAGGUUCAGACCACUCUCGGCGAUCUCUCUCAGAAGAAGCCCGUCUUCGAUCAGCUCGGCGUCAGCUCCGUUGUCGCAGAUGCUCUUCAGCAACAAAAGACAGGCAGCGGAGCGCUCGGUGACACCCUCCUCCAGAAGGUCCCCGCCAUCGCCCGCCCGAUUGCCCAACAGAGUACCGGUCAGCUUACCGAGGCUUUGGAUAGCGCUAUUGCGGUAUUCUCUGCAUAG